Hyla sarda is the source of this 3824-nucleotide messenger RNA. RefSeq names its product WD repeat domain 82 (gene WDR82). Gene Ontology annotation, cellular component: Set1C/COMPASS complex. Lineage: Eukaryota; Metazoa; Chordata; Amphibia; Anura; Hylidae. The record is from RefSeq and is a predicted model, not a curated record. Gene Ontology annotation, molecular function: protein binding; chromatin binding. The transcript has 9 exons. Bases 366 to 1307 code for a protein of 313 amino acids.
GCCCCCCUCCGGCCCCUGCAACAACAUGGCGGAGACAAUGAGAGCGGCCGAGAGGCGCCAAAUGUGAUCCGUGCUCGGCUCGGAGCUCCCGGUGUGAGGAAUUCGCGUUACUCGGCUUCUUCUGAAUAAUGCGUCACGUCGUUUCUCCACCGUCUGUUAAUAUUGGUUUUCGGUGACCCGGAACUUGUCCUCUGUGUCAUUUUACCCGUCAGCAGGAGGGGCACAUCAGACCGGGGAGCAGCAAUAAGGGGGGGAGCAUUCCUUACUAAUCCUUUCCUGGCCCCCUCAUUCCAUCAUUAACCCUCACUCCCCUUUUGUUUCCUGAUCCUUCUGGGGGGGCUCACCCCAACCCCGCAGGGGGCACCAUGAAGUUAACGGACAAUGUGUUACGCAGUUUCCGUGUGGCCAAAGUUUUCCGGGAGAAUUCGGAUAAGAUCAACUGCUUUGACUUCAGUCCGACCGGGGAGACGGUGAUUUCCAGCAGUGACGACGACUCCAUAGUGCUGUAUGACUGUCAGGAAGGAAAACCUAAGAGGACGUUAUACAGCAAGAAGUAUGGCGUGGAUCUCAUCCGAUACACACAUGCCGCCAACACCGUGGUCUACAGUUCUAACAAGAUAGACGAUACAAUUCGGUACUUGUCACUUCAUGAUAACAAGUACAUCCGGUAUUUUCCAGGCCACAGCAAAAGGGUUGUGGCCUUGUCAAUGUCUCCUGUGGAUGACGCCUUUAUUUCUGGAUCCUUGGAUAAAACAAUCAGGCUAUGGGACCUUCGCUCUCCAAAUUGUCAGGGUCUGAUGCACCUGCAGGGGAAGCCGGUGUGCUCGUUUGACCCAGAGGGUUUAAUUUUUGCAGCAGGGGUGAAUUCUGAGAUGGUGAAGCUUUAUGAUCUGCGCUCUUUUGAUAAGGGUCCAUUCGCCACAUUUAAGAUGAAUUAUGACCGAACCUGUGAGUGGACAUCACUCAAAUUCAGCAACGAUGGUAAAUUAAUACUACUGGCCACCAACGGUGGCUUCCUGCGGCUCGUGGAUGCAUUUAAAGGGGCCAUGCUGCACACAUUUGGAGGUUAUAACAAUAGUAAAGGCGUCACCCUUGAAGCUUCCUUCACUCCAGAUUCUCAGUUCAUAAUGAUUGGGUCAGAAGAUGGAAAAAUCCAUGUGUGGAAUGGAGAGAGUGGCAUGAAGGUAGCGGUGCUGGAUGGUAAACACACAGGACCUAUCACCUGCCUGCAGUUCAACCCCAAAUUCAUGACCUUCGCCAGUGCAUGUUCGAACAUGGCUUUUUGGCUGCCAACCAUUGACGACUGAGUCUAGCUUCUGUUUACAAUCGAUAACUGGGAUUUCUUAGAUGAAACAACAAGCAUGACUUUCCCUGUGCUCUCCAGUGUUACCCCUCUUCUCUUGGUUGGAUUUGUUGCUUCUGCUUGUGUAGUGGAGGAUUCUGGUGUCUUCACCUCACUUCAUUCAAAUGGAGGAUAUUUUCUGUUUAUCCCUGUGCUGAUAUUUUUAAAGUCCAUUAUUUUUGAUGGGUAUGUAUAUAUAUGGACAUACUGACCCAGCACUCUGCAGUCACUUGUGUUUUAUUCUUUAUAUUUUGAGUCUCCCUGGGUCCUACACACAGUAUAAAGACUUCAUGUACAAUACAAUCUGUAUUUCCAUAACUGAUGGGGCUUGGUGGGUUAUUUUGCAUAAGCUCUAGGGUGAUCUCGGUCUAGGCUGUUGCAAUUUUUUAUCUUGUGUGUAAUGAGAGGUUUGCGCUGAACUAUGAAAUGAAGCUGCGUCUUGCUGUUUACACCAGUAUUUCCACUGCAAUGACAGGUUCGUGUAUAAUAUCCAUGUAUGGAUUGGAACCGUGCAGUUAUCUAUAGCAGCAGAUCAUCAAUGCUUCCUAAAACUAUUUCUUGCUUUGGUUUUAUACUAGGUGUAUCAUUUCUUGUGUGUGUACAUCCUCAAAAUUCACCAUAUGCCAUUAUUGCUGUUGCCUUGAAUGAGAAUUGGGAAUGCAGCUUUGGAUAUUGCUGGGGUAUAAAAAAUGAUGUAAAGUGAAGGAUUUAUUUCAUAGCAGUGUCAGUGUGGGAACAUGUGAAAGGGUUGUAGGCUGUUUGUGCUACAUCUACCUCUACACACACCCUGUUAUUGCGUACAAAAUAAAUAAGAACUUAGCUGGAUGGGGAGUGUAGAAGUAUUUGAAUAUUUCUUCCCCUAAAGCAAAGUUCCUCAGGGUUGUAUAGAGAUGUAUCAAAGGUUCUUUUUCUUCAUUUUGUCUGGAUGUCAAGUUUAGCCUGAGACACUUAUGAAUUUCAUGUUUAUUUUUUUUAAAUCUAAUUAUUAUUGUCAGGACUUUGUGCUCCCCCCCCCCCCCCUUCUUUGGGCUUGUUCACGUUGCUGCCAUGUUCAGCUAAAGGGAGCUUAGUCUCUCUGUUCAUAGGGAGGACAGGAGUUGAACGUAGUAAAAAAAAAAAAAAAAUAAUACUGUAUGUUCUAUUACUCUACUCAACUGUUGUAAAAUACUGGACACCCUACGGACCCCAUUCAAGUCCAUGGGACUCUUCAGGCCCUGGUGAUCUCAGUUUGGCUCUGACUUGUUUAAGGUUUGUUCAGUGCUUAAAAAAAAAAAAGAAAAAAAACACAAAACAAAGGUGCAAAACAGCAGUGUGAAGCUAGCCUCAGUUUGCUAAAACAUACAAAUUUACACCUGAGAUAGUAUUACAUAUGUAUUGUUUCUGAUGAACCAGUACCCGGCCAACAAAAAAAUAAAAGGUGCAACAGUGGGACUGAUCAGAGAAAAAGCAAUUCUGAAGCUUAUAACCAUGUGGGAGCAUUAGCUAAAAGGUGGCUUACAGAAGUCAAACAUAUGGAUGAUUGACAGCACUGGAAGUAUGAAAUGUAAUAUAGUGAUCCGGGAGAGAUUUGUCACUAAGCCAUUAUAAAACAUUGCAGCCAGACAGUUUGUGAUAGGGCGAAAAUAGUCAAACAGUUGCAGUAGAUUACAUCAAGCUACACAGCCAGUAAAGAAGAGCUAGGCUGUAGGUAUAUAGUUUUUUAAGGUUGUUGUCACACAGUAAAUUUUUUAGCCGUUCCUUUCAAGCUCACUUUUGGUGGGGAAAUUUUUUUUUCCCCAAAAACGUGACACUAGCCUUACUGAUGAACAUUGCAGACAAUGGGAUAUUCCAUGCGUUGUAGAUAAGUUUGUAAAGCCCAGAUGUAUCUUAGCAUCAUAUUUCAGUAUUGGAACAGCUUGUACCAGCUCAAAGGGUCCACUAAAAUUCAGAGACAGGUUCUAUACAAGGCAGCUGCUUCCUACAUGUAUUCAUACACGUGCAGACAAUGACAUUGAGGUUUCUGCAGAAAAGUGUUCACUGGCAUUCCUUGUGCAUAUAUAUAUAUUUUUACAAAAAUAAAACAAUGGUUACAUAUUGUAUUAAUGUGUCCUGGAUGUGGUUACAUGAGAGGUGAAUGUGAUCAAGCUUGGUGUGUCUUAGGUUACUAGUUCCAUUACUCCCCUGGCAGUAGCACAACAUAUUGGAGAACUUCUUCACCCACCAAAUGCCACCUCCGUUUUCUUCUGUCCUACAUAAAGUAAUGGAGGUGGUGCUCUAUAGUAUCUUAUAUCUAUAUGUGUUUAUUGUAGGCUUGCAGUAAGAAGCUCCCUCUUUUUGCUUAAAGGAAAUCUUUCAUCACUUACAUGCAGCCUGAACCACAAGUUAUCAAGGUGGUUUCUAGUGGCUUUUCCCCUGGCCCAACAUAUGCCCAAACAAGGAGAGAUCUACAGUGCCUUGCAUCAUUAUUGGAAUUUUCUACAAUUUGCCAUGGCAUAACCACAGG